AUCUAUGUGAAGCAGCAGGACCGUGUCGUUGGCAUCACUCAGGAUGUGCAGGUGGCCAAGAUGAGCCUGAUAGACCUCGCAGGCUCGGAGCGAGCAUCAACCACCAACACAAAGGGAGAGCGGCUCCGAGAGGGCGCCAACAUCAACCGUUCACUGCUGGCCCUGAUUAACGUCAUCAACGCCCUGGCUGAUGCAAAGAGCAGGAAGUCCCACAUCCCAUACAGGGACAGUAAGCUCACACGCCUGCUGAAGGAUUCUCUUGGGGGCAACUGCCGGACCAUCAUGAUUGCUGCCAUCAGCCCGUCUGCACUCGCCUAUGAGGACACCUACAACACACUCAAGUAUGCCAAUCGGGCCAAGGAGAUCAAGCUGUCGCUGAAGAGUAACGUGCUGAGCCUGGACUGCCACAUCACUAAAUAUGCAGCUAUCUGUGAACAGCUGAAAGCAGAG
Chelonoidis abingdonii (Abingdon island giant tortoise) is the source of this 450-nucleotide messenger RNA. Its product is annotated as kinesin-like protein KIF18B. The record is from RefSeq and is a predicted model, not a curated record. Gene Ontology annotation, molecular function: microtubule motor activity; ATP binding; microtubule binding. Lineage: Eukaryota; Metazoa; Chordata; Testudines; Testudinidae. Gene Ontology annotation, biological process: microtubule-based movement.